This is a messenger RNA of Priceomyces carsonii, 405 nucleotides long. RefSeq lists its product as uncharacterized. The coding region runs from base 1 to 405 and encodes 134 amino acids. The record is from RefSeq and is a predicted model, not a curated record. NCBI's taxonomy places the organism in Eukaryota, Fungi, Ascomycota, Pichiomycetes, Serinales, Debaryomycetaceae. The transcript has a single exon.
AUGAACUCUAAGGACGUUACUCUGGAAGAUGAUGACGCUAAAAAGAAACAAGAAGAAGAAAAAGAAGAAGAAGAAAAGGACACGUUUUCUGAGGUAGAAGUGCAGCCAUUAAAGAACAAUCCACAUACCAAUAAGAACAAUGAUUCGAAACUUCUAUGCUCUCAACAAUUCAAUUCAGAGUUUGAUAUGGAAUAUCCAAAAAGGAAGUCGAGUUCCCAGAAGGAAGAUAAUUCCAAUCAUAGAUUACAACAGAUCUCGAAUUACAAAAUCAUAAUUGCAAAGGAAGAAAGAAGGAAACGUUAUAAUUUACGUUACAAUCGACAGGCUGCCAAUAGUCCGGAAAGAGAUGUAGAAAGUCCAAGAAAGAAAAAAAGAGUCACUUUUGAGCAUUCGAAAUCAAGAUAG